AUGAAGAGAGAACCCACUUACCAGAUUCACUCAGUCCCGCCACUCAAAGAACAAGAAGAUACUAUGCCAGCAACAAGCGAUUUUGUCAAAAGGCUAUACAAAAUGUUAGAAGAUCAUACCUUCUCUCAUGUUGUGUCAUGGGGCCCACAAGGCGACUGCUUUGUCGUAAAGGACAUGAAUGAAUUUACAAAAUCUAUCCUCCCACGCAUGUUCAAGCAUUCAAAUUUUGCUUCCUUCAUAAGACAACUCAACAAAUAUGAUUUUCAUAAAGUCAAAACACCCAAUGACGCCCAAUUCGGCGAACGCAGCUGGACAUUCCGACACCCCGAUUUCCAUGCCGACCGGCGUGAUGCCCUCGAAAACAUAAAGCGCAAAGUCCCCGCAGCACGUAAAUCCUUCCCUUCCUCCUCUAACAGAGAUCACAAUGGUGACAGAGGAGCAAGCUCCGGCAACUACAUCCCAGGCGAAACUAGCACCACCGAACUAGCAGCUGUGCAAUCCUACAUCGGCGUCCUGCAAAACUCAUACCAAUCGCUGUUCUCGUCGCAUGAUACGCUUUUAUCAUCCCAUGAGACGCUACGAGGACAGACAGAUUCUUUACUGGCGUCGCACUCGUCUUUACAGGCUCAGAAUGAUAAUCUAUUCACUACGAAUGAGACUUUGAGGAAUCAAGUCGUGAGAGCUGAAGAGCAGAUUAGGGUGUUGGAGCAUCAGUACGGGGACAUGAUGGUCAAUUUUCAAAAGGGGAUGGCACAGCAAGAUGCCUUGAUGCAAGGGUGGAUACAGUAUUUUUUAGGGGAGGGAGGUGAGUGUCGUUUUGUUGCUUUAUUUGUUUCUAUUAUGUCCCGUUUCUGA
Molecule: messenger RNA, 855 nt
Organism: Suillus discolor
Lineage: Eukaryota; Fungi; Basidiomycota; Agaricomycetes; Boletales; Suillaceae
Product: winged helix DNA-binding domain-containing protein
Exons: 4
Coding region: 1-855 (284 amino acids)
Biological process (GO): regulation of DNA-templated transcription
Molecular function (GO): sequence-specific DNA binding; DNA-binding transcription factor activity
Source: RefSeq, a predicted model, not a curated record